GAUUUGACAUGUUUUUAGGGUUGCAUGAUCUCAGUUGCUCUCAGGCCUAAGGGUCUGCCCCCAGCUAAUCUCCACCACAAGAUCAGACCUUCGAUGGGACCCGCUCAUGGAAUUUUGAAUGAGUGCGUAACACUCUAGUGUAACUUCCCCCUCCCCUACCAGUCUAAUCUCGAUCAUCUCCGAGCUCAACUCAAAAUACAAAAUAAUCAACCUCCAGAGAGAGAGAGAGAGAGAGAGAGAGAGGGAGGCAGGAGAGAUGUCUUGCCUGGCUUCUUGCUGUGCGGCGUCGACAUGUGGUCUCUGCAGUUCAGUAGCAUCUGGGAUCUCGAAACGUUCCGCGAGGCUCGCCUACUGCGGCCUCUUUGGUACCUCUCUCAUCGUAUCCUUCGUUCUCCGAGAAGUCGCAGCUCCACUCCUUGAGAAAAUCCCUUGGAUAAGCACUUCCGACAGUCACUCAAAGGCAUGGUUUCAAACAAAUGCGGUUCUUCGUGUGAGCUUAGGGAAUUUCUUGUUUUUUGCAAUAUUUGCUCUUAUAAUGAUUGGUGUGAAAGACCAAAAUGAUAGACGCGAUUCAUGGCACCAUGGUGGAUGGAUUGCAAAGAUGGUGAUCUGGGCUUUGCUUGUUGUCCUCAUGUUUUUCCUCCCGAAUGUUAUCAUCUCAAUCUAUGGAACUCUAUCAAAAUUUGGGGCAGGUUUAUUUUUAUUAGCCCAAGUAAUUAUAUUGUUAGACUUUACACACUCGUGGAACGAUGCAUGGGUUGCAAAAGAUGAACAGAAGUGGUACAUUGCUUUGCUUGCUGUAUCAGUGGGAUGCUAUCUUGCAGCAUUUACAUUCUCGGGGAUUCUGUUUAUUUGGUUCAAUCCUUCUGGUCAUGAUUGUGGCCUCAAUGUUUUCUUCAUUGUCAUGACCAUGAUCCUGGCAUUUGCUUUUGCAGUAAUUGCAUUGCAUCCACAGGUGAAUGGGAGCCUAUUGCCUGCUUCUAUAGUUUCUGUUUAUUGUGCUUAUGUGUGCUAUACCGGUCUCUCUAGUGAACCUCGAGAUUAUGCUUGCAAUGGUCUUCAUAACAAAUCCACAGCGGUCUCCAUGAGUACACUUAUUCUCGGGAUGCUCACAACAGUUCUCUCAGUCCUAUAUUCGGCUCUCCGUGCUGGUUCUUCAACAACCUUUCUAUCCCCACCAUCUUCUCCAAAAGCAGAAGCUGGGAAGAAGCCUCUGCUUCAGUCAGAAGAGUUGGAAGCUGGGAAGGAAAAGGAGGAAAAAGAAGCACGGCCAGUGAGUUACUCCUACACCUUCUUCCACAUGAUAUUUGCUUUAGCUAGCAUGUACUCAGCCAUGCUUCUUUCCGGGUGGACCGACUCUUCCGGGAGCUCAGAUCUGAUUGAUGUUGGUUGGACUUCGGUUUGGGUUCGAAUCUGCACAGAGUGGGUUACUGCAGGACUAUACGUUUGGACCAUCAUUGCCCCUCUUAUCUUUCCUGAUCGCGAGUUCUAGGUUUUCUUCUCAUGGUACAUUUUGAGUUCAAGGGGCUGCAUGUUGAUAUUUGAGUUUUUUUUUUUUAAUGUUCCUGUGCCAUAUUUGAAUCUUCCACUAAUGUAUUAUAAAGCCAACUUGUGUAAUACCCUGUUUGCUCAAUUGUUAACGUAAAAUUUGUAUCCCGCUUGUAAUAGAAAUUGCGACAUCAAUCUCUCUCACUGUGGGGCAAGACAGCGUGGACGGGGGAUUAGUCUGAGUACCUCGUGACACCACCAGUGAUCAUAUAUCAUGUAACUAUAUGAGCUGAGGGUGCUAAGACACUCGGCGAGCAAUAAUGUUCAAAUUAAUUUACUUUUCAAUAGUAAUAGUAAUAAUUAGCAAUAAUAAUUAAUAUAA
Messenger RNA from Malania oleifera, 1870 nucleotides. RefSeq lists its product as uncharacterized. The record is from RefSeq and is a predicted model, not a curated record. Lineage: Eukaryota; Viridiplantae; Streptophyta; Magnoliopsida; Santalales; Ximeniaceae. The transcript is spliced from 6 exons. Gene Ontology annotation, cellular component: membrane. Bases 257 to 1492 code for a protein of 411 amino acids.